GUUUUUACCUGUCAAACUGACACACUAAGAAAAAUAAAUAAAAAAGUUAGAACGCCCGUGUGUGAGUGCCUUUAUAGUUUAUGAAAAGUGGUGUUUUGAAUUUGGAAAAUUAGGUGUGAUUUUUAUAGUGAUGUGGUGAAAAUGUGGUUUAUUUGGUGAAUUUGUGCACAGAUUGCGAUUUAUUUAAUCGAGAAUGUCAAGCUAUGGCAGUAUAUCUCCCUCGGACGAGGGGUUCGACCGAUAUGAGCCCCCCUUCUAUUGCCCACCUAGUCAUCAAGGAAGCCCCAUGGACGGCGGAGUGUACUGGCCGGGGGUCGAACCCGAGUUCGACGCGAGAGACGUCUACCACGACAACCAACACUACAUCUCUAGGAGCUACGGUUACGAGGAUGUAAACAUAUCGAACGACCCGUACGAUGGGUUCCAGAAUAUACAUCAAAACUACAUGCAGAAUAACACAGGUGUGGACUGCGAACUCCAACUACCCCGCUACCCGCGCCCUGCGGCGCCGUCCUUCGUGCGCGUGGUCAAACGGCGCAGCACAGCCAACAAGAAGGAGCGCCGGCGCACGCAGAGCAUCAACACUGCCUUCACGGACCUGCGGGAGUGCAUACCCAACGUACCGCCCGACACCAAGCUCUCCAAGACGGCAGUGCGGUCGGCGGGCGUGAACGCUGCGUUCUCGCUGCUGCGUGCGCGCAUCCCUCGCGUCGCACCCGACACUAAACUGUCCAAGAUCAAAACGCUCCGGCUAGCCACCUCCUAUAUCUCCUACCUCCUCAAGGUCUUGGAGACGGAUGGAGAACCAGCUGGAGGCUUCAGAGCAGAACUGCACCACGCCCCGCCACGCCGAAGAGCUGAUACACAGACAGCAGAGAAGAGAGGGAACGGGCGAACGGGCUGGCCGCAGCACGUAUGGGCGCUGGAGCUUAAAACAGAACAGAACCUGAAGACCUAGAACCUGGGACUAAAUCUAUACCCCGGAUUGUUAUCUCAAUGGCGACACGAUAUAGUUUGCGGAGGGUUUAGUGCCGUUUCGUAACUAAAAAUUGGUAACCAGCUUCGAAACGGGAAAAAAUCCCAAUUCGUAACUGGCUUCAAAUUGGGACUUUCCCAUUACCAAUUUGUAACCACGUUUGGUAACCGACUUCAAAACGGGAAAAAGAAUCUCGUGUUGUAUUGUAACUGGUUACAAAAUGAGACUACUUAAAUCAUUACCGAUUCGUAGGCAUGGUUGGUAACCAGCUUCCAAACGGGAAAAAUUAUUCCGUAAAAAUAGGAUUUUUUGCCAUCAUGAAUACAUUAUUCGAAUAAUGUUGACAUUAAGUUAGGGUACCGUAGUCAACUAGGUAGCUAGCUAGGUAGUUUCGCUCUGUCCGUAUGUACACCGCACCGCACCGUCCUAGCUUCGAUUUGGUACUCCGAUCAGUAACUCGGGCCCAUUACGUAACAGGGAAUAUUGUAUUCCCGUUCUGUAGCCAGUUACAAAACUUUGUUACCAAACGGUACCACGGUGGCCCAAUACGUAACCGGCUACAGACCGGGAAUCUUAAUAAUUGAUUCCCAAUUUGUAGCCAGUUACAAAACUUAGUUACCAAACGGCACUACUCUGGCCCAAAACGUAACCGGCUACAAAAUGGGAAGAUUCCCGAUUUAUAGCCGGUUACGAAAUUUUGGCUACCAGACGGUACUAAAGGUUGGGGACUAAAUAGAACGAUGGAGCAAAAUGAUACAUAUAGAUAGUCAACCAAAUUUUGACACUAAAAAAGGCGGCAAAUUUGAAAAAUGUAGGGCUCACUGGCCAAUAGUCUUCAUAAAACGCGUGCCUUCCUAAACCUUGACGUUUGCGGAAUCAUCGACGAGCCGUGACAUUUGAAAAUUGAUUGGAAAUGUCGGGGCGAAGAUUUUUUUUUAAGUACUUAUGUACUUUUAGGUUUAGUUUAUUGACGAUGCAUGUUGCGGAUUUUCCAUUGUUUUACUUUUUGACGAAGCUUGUAGCUAAUAGCGGAGUUUGUAUUCAGCUGACGAAGCCUGCGUUGCGGAUUUAGGAAUGGUCUCUGAAUAAAUACUUUCUUUUAUGAUUUCCAUAGAAGAUUUGAAUUUCGCGCAAUUUUUUAGUGCCAAGAUUUCGUUGACUGCCUAUAUGUAAAAUGCAUAAUAUACUUACUCGUAUUUAAAACGUAGUAGGUACCUACUUGUUAUUUUUAAGAUCAUAAAAUAAGUAAAUUGAUAUAAAUGUUAAAUUAAAUAUUACAUGUAAUUACAUAAUAUAAAUAGUUGAGUUUAAAAUUAACUAUUUUUAAGUUUUUCCGGUUGCCUCGAUGUAAAUGUACCUACCAAAGAAUCUCGCAAUGAUGUGCCAAAGAGUAAAAUAAAGUAUUGCUUAAGUAAC
This is a messenger RNA of Leguminivora glycinivorella, 2392 nucleotides long. RefSeq lists its product as uncharacterized. Gene Ontology annotation, molecular function: protein dimerization activity; RNA polymerase II transcription regulatory region sequence-specific DNA binding; DNA-binding transcription factor activity, RNA polymerase II-specific. Bases 194 to 958 code for a protein of 254 amino acids. Gene Ontology annotation, biological process: developmental process; regulation of transcription by RNA polymerase II. Lineage: Eukaryota; Metazoa; Arthropoda; Insecta; Lepidoptera; Tortricidae. The transcript has 8 exons. The record is from RefSeq and is a predicted model, not a curated record.